UUUUUCCGAGAUAAUGAAUUUCUUUUAAUUAAAUUAAUCAUUUAACUUUAAUCAAUGAUCUCAAUUAUAUAAAAUUCUCAUUUUGCCUGAUUAAUUUUCAUUCCAUCGUAAAGACUAACAAUUUGUUACAUUUGUGUUCUAAUUCCUGAUAAGUUAAUUGUAGUUAAAUUAAGAUGUCUGGUUUACCUGAACGUGGUGUUGGUGAUGGUUCGGAAGGUGAUGAAAGUAAGAAAGCAACAAAUCCACCAGUGUCAAGUUCAGGAGGAAGAGGUGAUGACGAUUCUAGUCAAAAUUUAUCUGGUGCUUGUAGUCAACCAAUUGAAGGUGGUAAAGACAAUCCAUUGGAAAGAGUUAAUAAAAUUGAAGCUUCUAAAUCAACAAUUAAACAUGAUCGUAGUCCAAAUGCUGAGAUUCUUAAUCAAAUAAUUAGUAUGGGAAUUAGUAAAGAAAAAGCAAUUCGAGCUUUGUAUCUAACUGGGAACAAUUCAGUCGAAGCUGCUAUUUCCUGGAUAUUUGAAAAUAAUGAUUCUGGACCUGAAGCUGCUGAGAUUGGGAAUCUUGAUGCUGCACCAUUUCAAGAAUACAAAAUGGUUUUCGCUGUUAAUUGUAGCCUGAAUAUGGGUGUUGGUAAAACCGCUGCUCAGGUCGCUCAUGCAGCUCUUGGUCUUCAAAUGUUUCUAUUAGAAAAUGAUAAAAUCUUUGGCUGUCAAUUAACUAGAUGGAAUGAAACUGGAGAGACUAAGGUUGUUCUAAAGGCCGAAAAUGCUGAACAAUUAAACAUUCUUGCAGCCAAAGCGCAAUCAUUUAGAUUACCUAAUUAUCUUGUUGCUGAUGCUGGACGAACACAAAUUCCCGCUGGUUCUGUAACAGUUUUAUCAAUUUUCGGUCCAAUUGAUUUAGUUGAUCAAGUAACCGGACAAUUAAAACUUCUCUAGUUGUUACCACAAUUAACUAAUCAAACGAAUAUUGAUCAAUAUCUCUCUCUCUCCCUCUCUUUCGUUCCAUAAAAAACAAAAUUGUUCUCAAAAUGUAAAUCAAAUUUAGAGAAGAAAUCAAUUACCUCUAAAUUGAAUCAAUGAAUUAACAUUUUAAUCUUCAAUCAAAAUCAUAA
Molecule: messenger RNA, 1111 nt
Organism: Panonychus citri (citrus red mite)
Lineage: Eukaryota; Metazoa; Arthropoda; Arachnida; Trombidiformes; Tetranychidae
Product: probable peptidyl-tRNA hydrolase 2
Exons: 3
Coding region: 174-935 (253 amino acids)
Cellular component (GO): mitochondrion; cytosol
Molecular function (GO): peptidyl-tRNA hydrolase activity; protein binding
Source: RefSeq, a predicted model, not a curated record